CGACGUCGGGCACGUUGACGCCGGCGACGCGCAGCCGGGCCCGCUCCUCCUGUGCUCUGCCAGUGUCCGGCCGCGGGCCGGCCUUAGUGACUGGGGGCGGCGGGCCCGGGGCCGCGGGCGCGGGGCGGGCGGCGGGCGCGGGCUGCCUUCGUCGGGCCCCGAGCUCGCCUGGAGCGAGCAGCCGCCCGCGAGCCGCCGCGGAGCCUCCUCGCCCGCUCCCGCCGGCGAGCAAGAUGAUGUGCGAGGUGAUGCCGACCAUCAGUGAAGCAGAAGGCCCCCCAGGAGGAAGUGGGAGCCAUGGGUCCAGCUCCCCUUCACAGCCAGAUGCAGAUUCACAUUUUGAACAGUUGAUGGUCUCCAUGCUGGAAGAGAGGGACCGUCUCCUUGACACUCUGAGAGAGACCCAAGAAACGCUGGCAUUAACCCAGGGGAAAUUACACGAGGUUGGUCACGAGAGAGAUUCCUUGCAGAGGCAGCUCAAUACUGCGCUUCCACAGGAGUUUGCAGCACUUACUAAAGAACUAAAUGUAUGCAGGGAACAGCUCCUUGAAAGAGAAGAAGAAAUCGCUGAACUGAAAGCGGAAAGGAACAACACCAGGCUGCUGCUGGAACACCUGGAGUGCCUGGUCUCGCGGCACGAGCGGUCCCUCAGGAUGACGGUGGUGAAGCGGCAGGCGCAGUCCCCGGCAGGCGUGUCCAGCGAGGUGGAAGUGCUCAAAGCGCUCAAGUCCUUAUUCGAGCACCACAAAGCCCUGGAUGAGAAGGUGAGAGAACGGUUACGAGUAGCACUUGAAAGGUGUAGUUUGUUAGAAGAAGAAUUAGGUGCCACACAUAAAGAGCUAAUGAUUCUUAAAGAGCAGAAUAACCAGAAAAAGACACUAACGGACGGGGUGCUUGACAUAAACCACGAGCAGGAGAACACGCCGAGUGCGAACGGAAAGAGAUCUUCUGAUGGUUCUCUAAGCCACGAGGAAGACCUGGCUAAAGUGAUCGAGCUCCAGGAAAUCAUAGACAAGCAGUCAAGAGAGCAGAGCCAGAUGAAGGAGCGCCUGGCCGCCCUGUCUAGUCACGUGACAGAGCUGGAGGAAGAUCUGGACACGGCCAGAAAAGACCUCAUCAAAUCUGAGGAAAUGAACACAAAAUUGCAGCGAGAUGUUCGUGAAGCCAUGGCCCAGAAGGAAGACAUGGAAGAGAGAGUCACUACUCUAGAGAAACGCUACCUCGCAGCACAGCGUGAAGCCACCUCUGUGCACGACCUCAACGAUAAACUGGAAAAUGAAAUUGCAAAUAAGGAGUCUAUGCAUCGACAGACGGAGGAUAAGAACCGCCAGUUGCAAGAACGCCUGGAGCUGGCUGAGCAGAAGCUGCAGCAGACCCUGCGGAGAGCGGAGACGCUCCCCGAGGUGGAGGCAGAGCUGGCCCAGCGGGUGGCCGCGCUCUCCAAGUCUGACCUUUUGUCUUCUGGAAACUCUGCCACUAAGGAAGCUAAACUGUUCGAACUUACUUCCCAGCUUAGGAAGGCCGAAGAGAGACACGGCGACACCGAGGAGAGGCUGCGCCAGAUGGAGGCACGGUUGGAGGAGAAGCACCAGGAGCUGCAGCGGGCAAGGCAGAGAGAAAAAAUGAAUGAAGAACACAAUAAGCGUUUAUCAGACACCGUUGACAAGCUUCUUUCAGAAUCUAACGAGAGGCUUCAGCUUCAUCUUAAAGAGCGAAUGGCAGCUCUGGAAGAUAAGAAUUCCCUCCUACGCGAAGUUGAAAAUGCAAAAAAGCAAUUAGAAGAAAUGCAACAUGAUAAGGAUCAGCUCGUAGUAACCCUGGAAGCCUUGAGAGCGGAACUGGACCAGACGGGGCUGAGAGGGGCUCCCCUACACCACGGCCGACCCCACUUGGGCAGCGUCCCAGAUUUCAGGUUCCCCGUGGCAGACGGGCCCUCGGACUCCUUCAGCAGCAGUGCGGUGUUGCGACGCCCCCAGAAAGGCCGGCUGGCAGCGCUGCGCGACGAGCCUUCCAAGGUGCAGACGCUGAACGAGCAGGACUGGGAGCGCGCCCAGCAAGCCAGCGUGCUGGCCAGCGUGGCCCAGGCGUUCGAGAGCGACGCGGACGUGUCUGACGGCGAGGGCGACAGGGACACCCUCUUCAGCUCGGCCACCCUGCUGUCGCCCAGCGGGCAGGCCGACGCCCAGACGCUGGCCAUGAUGCUUCAGGAGCAGCUGGACGCCAUCAACAAAGAGAUCCGGUUGAUACAAGAAGAAAAGGAGAACACGGAGCAGCGGGCGGAGGAGAUUGAAAGCAGGGUGGGCAGUGGGAGCUUAGACAGCCUCGGUCGUUUUCGAUCAGUGAGCUCCAUCCCCCCGUACCCCGCUUCCUCUCGGGCCAGCUCUUCCCCUCCCAGCAGCGGGCGGCCCACCCCUCGAAGGGCCCCGCACAGCCCUGCGAGGGAAGUGGACAGACUAGGCGUCAUGACUCUGCCUAGUGAUUUAAGGAAACAUCGUAGAAAGCUGCCAGCUUCGCGAGAAGAGGUACGAGACGACAAGACGACCAUCAAAUGUGAGACCUCGCCCCCCUCCUCCCCGCGGUCCCUUCGGCUGGAGCGGCUGCACACAGCCAGCCAUGAGGACAUCAGGGACGCACGCAACUCGACAGGCUCGCAGGACGGCCCCGCGAGCAACCCCAGCAGUAGCAACAGCAGCCAGGACUCGCUGCACAAAGCCCCCAAGAAGAAGGGCAUCAAGUCCUCUAUCGGCCGCUUGUUCGGCAAGAAAGAGAAGGGCCGACCUGGAGCCCUUGGCAAGGAAUCGCUGGGACAAGCUGUUAUUUCAGAGACAGAAAACUCAUCUCAAGAUGCCUUGGGACUCAGCAAAUUGGGAGGACAGGCUGAAAAAAAUCGUAAACUUCAAAAAAAGCAUGAAUUGCUCGAAGAAGCCCGAAGACAAGGCUUACCCUUUGCACAGUGGGACGGGCCGACUGUUGUCGUCUGGCUGGAGCUCUGGGUCGGGAUGCCGGCCUGGUACGUGGCUGCUUGCCGAGCCAACGUGAAGAGCGGGGCCAUCAUGUCCGCCCUGUCGGACACGGAGAUCCAGCGCGAGAUCGGCAUCAGCAACCCUCUGCACCGGCUGAAGCUGAGGCUGGCGAUUCAGGAGAUCAUGUCCCUGACAAGCCCGUCAGCGCCUCCUACAUCACGAACGACCACAGGAAAUGUCUGGUUAACACACGAGGAGAUGGAGACGCUCACGGCCACGCCCCAGACGGAAGAUGAGGAGGGAAGCUGGGCUCAGACACUGGCAUACGGGGACAUGAACCACGAGUGGAUCGGCAACGAGUGGCUGCCCAGCCUGGGCCUCCCGCAGUACCGGAGCUACUUCAUGGAGUGCCUCGUGGACGCGCGGAUGCUGGACCACUUGACCAAGAAAGACCUUCGCGGGCAGCUGAAAAUGGUUGAUAGUUUUCACAGAAACAGUUUCCAGUGUGGAAUUAUGUGCCUGCGAAGGUUAAAUUAUGACCGGAAAGAACUGGAAAGAAAAAGAGAAGAAAGCCAGAAUGAACUAAAAGAUGUGCUUGUUUGGAGCAAUGAUCGAGUGAUUCGCUGGAUCCUCUCCAUUGGUCUCAAGGAAUACGCAAACAAUCUCAUAGAGAGCGGUGUGCACGGUGCCCUUCUGGCCUUAGACGAAACCUUCGACUUCAACGCACUGGCCCUCUUGUUACAGAUCCCUACGCAGAACACACAGGCUCGUGCUGUCUUGGAAAGAGAGUUUAACAACCUUUUGGUCAUGGGGACCGACAGAAGGUUCGAUGAAGAUGAUGAUAAAAGCUUUAGGAGAGCACCUUCUUGGAGAAAAAAAUUUAGACCAAAGGAUGUUCGUGGCUUAGCUGCUGGGUCAGCAGAGACUCUCCCCGCAAACUUCCGGGUCCCAUCCUCUCUGUCCUCGCCCUCUGUGCAGCCAAAGAAGAUGCAGCUGGACGGCAGCGUGGCGGGAGCGCAGAGGCUGGACUCCGCUGCAGUCAGGACUUACUCCUGCUGAGCCUCCGCCGUUUACCCACACUACUUCUACAGAUGAUUAUGCAGCAUUUUGAAUCCAGCGAAGACUACAUUUUGAGCUCAAUGGAAUCUUUAAUCUGUUAAUACUUGUUAUAUGGACCCUAAGAUAUUUUAUUACAGAGUUUUUAAUUAGCGAAAAAUUCAUGAAUACCAUAGAGAAAAUAUUUUAGAAUUUAAUGUUUCUUAUAUUUAUGUAAACUUAUGACUUCAUUUAUAUAGUUACUUACUUUUUCAUGUAUAUCCAGGCUAUAAAUAUCCUUUCAGAUCAGUUCAUGUUCUUAUAUCUGAUUUUAGUCUUUCAAAGGAAUGUACUGUAAUGCUUGUAUGUAUAAAUCCUAUGAACAAAUAUAGGGCUUUUGUAAAUUAUGCAUUUAUUGUAAUUAUUCUUGUUUAAUUUUUUAAUGAUAAACCAUGACAGAGAAAAUGAUUUUACUGCGUUUGUAAAAUCAUCAUGACACAGCGUGCAUUAUCCUUUACAAACUGUAACCUAGCCCUACAACAAUCAUUUUGAAAGAAGCCAACUUACUUUCAAGCAAUUGUUGUUGUGUUUUAAUGACUGACCUUAGCUAUACUUUUUCUAGCAAGAAAUGCUUUACUCUGUAGCGUGAAGAGAUUAAAAAUACGGGGUGUUAAAUAUCAGCUUCUAAUCAAAUUUGGACUGAAAGGAUCAUUAGAACACUAUGAAAAUCUCUUAGGACCGGUGAGCUCUUCCAUAGCCUGGCCUCUGUGGAUCCGGAUACCUCGUCUUGGGUGACUGGCAGAAGCCACGAGCUGGGGGAAGAGCGACUCCGGUGGGGGGGUGGGGCCUGGGCCCCCGCAGCCCGCCGCGCCCGCCCCCUUUACCUUCCCCGCCCCGCCCCCC
Molecule: messenger RNA, 4901 nt
Organism: Balaenoptera acutorostrata (minke whale)
Lineage: Eukaryota; Metazoa; Chordata; Mammalia; Artiodactyla; Balaenopteridae
Gene: PPFIA1
Product: PTPRF interacting protein alpha 1
Exons: 32
Coding region: 234-4022 (1262 amino acids)
Biological process (GO): synapse organization
Cellular component (GO): presynaptic active zone
Molecular function (GO): protein binding
Source: RefSeq, a predicted model, not a curated record